UAAGCCAAAUGAUCUACAGUUGACAAUACUCAUGUUAAAAAUGGAUGAGGAGGGUAAUCAGAAGAGAGAUGAUGCUGAUGAGAUUUUACAAAAAAAGUUGAGAAAAGAUUCCCUGAAAAAUGCAUUAGGAGACAACAGUGAAUGUGACUCUUUGUCUCAGCAGGGAACAAGGUUAAUAUCAGAUAAAGUUUUCAGGAAUCUUGAGAAGGAAAGAAAAGAGAAUGGCACAAACAAAAGGGCAUGGCCGGGAUCACCAAACUCGGACACUGCUGAAGCAGAGAGACCUGAAAAUAUCUCCAGAAAGAGAAAGUUGAUUUCUUCUGCCAAUGAGAAAGACAGUGACAGCAAGUUGCACAAAGUUGUAGCUGAAGAAGAAGGUAGCAUAGAAGCUGGAGUUGUAAAAAUUGAAGGAGUCACCGGCUGUCAUGAUGAUAAUGUAUGUAAUUCACAUUUCAUGUGCUCACAUUGUGAUUUCACGUGUGCUGAUGGUGCCAUACUGAAAAUUCAUAAGGAAACUAAACAUUCUCGAGAGGAUUCAGCUGCUGUUCCUGAAAAGCUACCUUCUUCAGAAGAAAUCAGUGUUGACUGUAGAGCUGAAAACAUGGACGAAGAUCUUAAAGGCAAAACACAUGAUCAGUUUUUACCAUCCUGCUCUGAUUUAGAAAAGCAUAUACAAGAAAGCCACUCUCAACGAUCCAAAGAGCAAACAUGCCCUCAGUGUAGUUGCACAACUAAAUGUAAUUCAACAUUACAUACACAUGCUAAGCAAGAUCAUGAGAAUUCCAAGAUAUUUUGUUGCGAUCUUUGUGGUUUUCAGAGUGCUGAGGAAAAUCUCCUAAAUUCUCAUUUCCUUGGCAAGACACACCUUCGACGCCAAAAUCUUGCUGCACGGGGAGGAUUUGUACAAAUAUUGACCAAAAAAUCCUUUAAAAAACCACAGUCUACUGUAACCAGAGAGAAGAAUGUGAGAGCAAGACCCGGAAGCAGUAAAUUAAAUGCAAGGACUGCUGAUGCAAAAGAAUUAAAGGUUUGCAGUGCAUUGGAGAACUCAAAUGUAAGCUUGUCUAAACAAAAUGAUGGCACUGAACUUCUUGCCGAAAUGAUACCAUCUACAAAUGUUCCUGCUGAAAAAACAGAUAAUGUGGGAGGAAAGCUGCUUUCUUCCAGUGUAGAAGGAGAUAAUGAAGGUCAUACUGAAAAACUACAAAUACCUGGACCCUCAGAUUUCUUUCAGAAUUCAGAAUUCCCUCCAAUUACCAGAAGGCUAGUUAGCAGUUUGAAUGUGACAAAGAGAUUUGAUAGACUGGAACAUAAAAGAAAUAUUGUAUUGCUAAGGGCUCCUUUUGGAGGAAAUAGAUCUUUUAGAUUAAAAAGGCAAGUUAAAAGAAGGUACAAUUUGUUGGGUAAGAGAAACAAGUCUGAAACUCAAAGAGCGUACAAGAAGCAUAUCUCUAGCACAAAGCUUAAACCUAGUGAUUCAAGCCCUACAUCACAUACAGAAUUAGAAACAAAUGAUAAGAGUCAUUGUAAUACUGCUUCAGAAAUUCAAGAUCUUACUCAAGUGAAGCCAAAUACUCUUUCUUCUAGCACUACAAAUACUAAAAAUUCUGAAGUUGAACUUAUUGCAAAUCCUAGUGUUCAUCACACUUGCAUUGACUGUGGUCAUGCCUUUCAGAACAAAGAAAGUUUGGAAAUUCAUGUUGUAAAUUUUCAUACAAAAAGUAUUCAGUUUCAUUGUCAGACAUGUAGUUAUUCCUGUGGAGUCAAGGAAGACUUGCAGCAACAUUGUCAGAAUACUAAACACCAGAUGGGAAAUUGUAGCUUUAAUUGUCAACUUUGUUCAUUUACCAGCUUGAAUGUGAUAAACUUUCAGAGCCAUAUGAGUGAAGUGCAUAAUAUGUCCCAUAGUUGUCCAACUUGUGUUCUUUUUUUUCAAACACAAGAAGAGCUGAUAAAUCAUCAAAAAGAUGAGAAACAUGAUAGUUCAUUAUUUCAACAAGUGACUCCAUUGAGUAACAGUGGUCUGACCUUGCAAAUGGUAAGUUAUGCUGACUCAGUAUCAAGCAGUAGCCAAAAACUUGCAAAGGAAAUUAAAGUAUCAAUGAAAACAAAACCUCCAGACUCUUCCAUUGUAAAUCAUAAAAAUGAACUAAAACAUUCUGUUCUGAGUAAAACCCAGUUUCACUGUAAAAAGUGUUUUUAUAAGACGAGAUCUUCCACAGUUCUUACAAGGCACAUAAAACUCCGACAUGCACAGGAAUAUCACUUUCUCUGCAAAGCAUGUAAUCUUUACUCCCUGAGUAAAGAAGGAAUGGAGAAGCAUAUCAAAAGAAGCAAGCACCUUGAAAAUGCUAGGAAAAAUAAUAUUGGACUGCGUUUUGAGGAAUGCAUUGAAAAGGUUUGUGUUGGGGUUGGUGGUAUUAAAACAGUGAUGGAUCCUUCCAUUUCUGGAAAUGAGAAUACAGAGUUUGAUAAAGAAAUUGUACAUGUUCCAUCCUCUACUGUAGAAAACAUUUUGAGAAAUAAGGAAUUUGUUCCAGUUGAUCAAAGAAUUGGUGAAAAUGAAUUGGUUUUAGCUAAUGCACCAAAAAGAGGGAGACCCAAAGGCACUAUUUCUAGAACGUGCACCCAUUGUGGUCUUUUGGCCUCCAGUGUUACAAAUUUGACUGUUCAUAUCAGGCGAAAGCACAGCCAUCAGUACAGCUAUUUGUGUAAGGUUUGCAAUUACUACACUGUAACCAAAGGAGAUAUGGAGCGUCAUUGUGCAACCAAAAAACAUAAAAGUCGUGUGGAAAUAGAAGGACAAGGAAAACAGAACUCAGAGAUUAUUGUUAGCCCUGAAGGAGGAAAUUUUGAUUCUACAAGCAAGAAGGUUAACAGCCCCAUGCCUGUAUUGUGUGAACAUGUUGAGGACAGUAGCCAGACUUUAGAUUUGGGAAAUUCUAUCAUAGACCAUCAAGAAGUUGAGCAAGGAAACACUGAGGUAAAUGUUGAAAAUGCUAGCAGGUUGCCAGAUUUGGAGCAUGCUAAGAAUUCGUUAAAUAUAAAGCAAGCAUUUCUUGAAUCAGCAAAGGAUACCCAGGAUGGUGACCCCUGUUUGCAGAGAAGAAUGGUGGGUGCAAAUGACAACAAGUGCAUGCACUGUGACUUCACUGCUCAUUCUUCCUCUUCAUUGGAGUUGCAUGUAAAACGAAAGCAUACAAAACAAUUUGAAUACUACUGCAUGGCUUGUGACUACUAUGCUGUAACUCGCAGAGAGAUGAUUAGGCAUGCGGCAACAGAGAAACAUAAAAUUAGAAGAGAAUCUCAUGUUUGUUUGUCUGUGGAGGAAGCAAACACAACAGAUAUUACUAAAGAAGGCUCAGCUCUGUCCCAAGAGGAGAACCAUCACAGUGCAGUGAAAACUGUUUUAAGUGAAAUGAAAUGUGCCAGUGAUGCACCAGAAAGUGAUCAUACGUGUAAAAGCUUAACAGAGUGUGUUGCCUCAGAUGAAAAUGCAUUUCCAGAAAUGCCUAAAGAAGGCAGUUCCCAAAAUAAUGUGGAAAGCGUAGUUGAAGAGGAAACUAAAAAUGGAGGAGAAAAUAUUUUAUGUGAAGGAUUCCAGGGAGCUCCUCAGAAAGAUAGUACUCAUAAGCCUGAUGAAGAGAUACCAAUUAAAGAGGCAGGUACUUAUGAGUUGCAGAGAAGUGGACAUGGUCAGGAGCUGCUUAACUCAGGGGAUUGCCCAGCAGAAAAUGAAAAUAGAUCAGGUGACACAGACUUGAAGUCAGGAAAAGGCAAGGAAAACUUGGAAGCAAAAAGAGAAAAACCUGAAGCGGAUGGUAGAAACACAGACGUUAUUGAAGAAAUAUCACUGAAAGAAAAUAACCCACUUAUGCUAAGUUUUCCAGAAACAAAAAGUGCAGCAUGGCAAUCAAAUCUAGCUGGAAACAUUGGAGAGAUGGUGCAAAAUAUGCAUAGUUUAGAGGGUGACAGAAGUUUCAAAAAGAAUCCUACUGGGGAAGAGGAAGAAGCCCUUAUGGAAGCACAACAUGAAGCAGAAGUAACUAUAAAUAACCGUAUUUGGGAGGCAGAUGGCUCAACAGCUGAGGGCAUGCAAGAAAGUAGUAAUGAGGCUUUAGGAACAGUCACCAGUACUGAUGAUAAACGAAAGGCAGUGCAAAAUUUUGGCAAGUUUGAUUCUUCUAUAGUAAGAUUAAAAAGCAAUCAAGAUGGGGAGCCCAUUGACCAUUCAGAUGAAGGACAGGUGCCAGGUGGAGUGAGAACUGGUGAGUUUGCAGUGAAGGCAGACGCUUCACCAAGUGGUGGGAAAAAGAAGAAGUCAGAAGGCGUUUCCCUUGGGGAACUGACACGUAUUCGCUGCGAUGACUGCGGCUUUCUAGCAGAUGGUUUGAGCGGACUAAAUGUUCACAUAGCCAUGAAACAUCCUUCAAAAGAAAAACAUUUUCAUUGUUUACUCUGUGGAAAGUCAUUUUACACAGAGAGCAACCUUCAUCAGCACUUGGCCAGUGCUGGGCACAUGCGCAAUGAGCAGGCAAGCGUGGAGGAGCUGCCUGAAGGAGGUGCAACCUUCAAAUGUGUGAAGUGCACGGAGCCCUUUGAUUCAGAGCAGAACUUGUUUCUCCAUAUCAAAGAGCAGCAUGAAGAACUUCUGCGGGAAGUGAAUAAGUACAUUGUGGAGGACACUGAACAGAUAAACAGAGAGAGGGAAGAGAACCAAGGCAACAUCUGCAAGUAUUGUGGGAAGAUGUGUAGAAGUAGCAAUUCCAUGGCCUUCCUAGCUCACAUUCGUACCCAUACAGGAUCAAAGCCAUUCAAGUGCAAGAUAUGCCACUUUGCAACAGCUCAGCUCGGAGAUGCCAGAAACCAUGUCAAGAGGCACCUUGGGAUGAGGGAAUACAAGUGUCAUGUCUGUGGGUGAGUAAAUUGAAACGGUUUCCACCAUGGUUAACCAGGAGAAGAGUGCAGGAUAUGCAUUGUUUCAGAAUUGAAAACUGUGAUGUGAGCAAGAGUGGCUAAAAUUAUGCAUGCAUAUCCUCCUUUCCAUUGUUAUGGUAAAUUCCUUAAAUACAGUUAUGACAUUCUUUUCCCACUUCUAAUCCUGCACUGAAGAUGAGCAAUUUUAUGGGCUACAAGGUCAAUUUGAACCUGUAAUCUGUAAAUUGACUAAAUUAUAGGAUGUUCAUUCACAUUGCCAGGGAGAACUGUAAAUUCCAUUUAAAGACAUAAAAAAUAUAUAAUAUAGACUUUAGUGUGUGGGGUUUUUCUUUUGCUAUACUGUUAUAAUUUUAGUACCAUUAACAGAUUUCUGGACUCCAUUAGGUUCUCAUCCUUUACGAAAACAAAACAGAAGGCUGGUUUUUCAAACAAAUGCGUCUAAAAUAUUGCAGACGUAAGACUUUACAAAUAAAUUGAAGUCUUUUAUGUAUGCUUGUGUUCUUGUUUGCUACCAAAAGAAUCUUGGUUUUCUUUUUUAUUUAAUCGUUAUUUCCUCAGAAGGAUCGUUCAUAAUGUUUAAUUGUCCUUCAAAUGUGUUGCAUUUAAUAGGAGGCAUUGAGACUCCUUAAUGCAAAACUAAUUAAUUUAGCAGAAAUGUUUAAAAGGUUUUAAAAUGCCAUGGCAUAUAUGGUACAUCAUAGGACAUUCAAAGUUGGAUUUUAAUACCCUACUUCUGAUUAAAAAUAUAUUUUAAUGUUAUUAUGCUAGAGAAAUUAACUAAUAUAUGCAUCAUAUAAAAACACUUUACUCAAACCUAUGUAACCUGCUAUAGCAGCCUUAUGGCUAAUGUGUAGAACGGCACAGGUUCAAUUAAAUGAUGCAGUGCACACAUGAAUGGUGCGGUGUGAUGUUAGGGAUAAUAGUAAGCGGGAAGGAUUUUUUUUUUUUAGUCUUAGUAUACUGAUCUACUGCAGGACAAAGUGAGUUACACAUUUUAAAGGACAAGUGAAUCUUCAGCUGAAGAUGCAGCUGAGUGAUUUUCACUGAUUCAUCUCUCUGUUUUUCAAAUAAUUUUGCAUGCUGCAUUAUGAGAUACUUUGGAUGUUUUUACUCACUUACAAAAAUUAAUUGCUGACUUCUUGUAACACGAAAUUAAAAUGUAUGAGCCUAAUUCUUAAGUCCACUGAAUAUCAACAGUAGAAUAACUUGUGCUACUCUUUAUUUUGCAGCAUGCUUAUAAUGAACUUCAUGUGUAGUAGUCUAUUUUAUGUUGUUUGAAAAAUCUUAUUUGCUGUCUCUGCUAUAUAGAUUGCUGAGAAUUUGGCAUGGAAGAUGAUUAACAGUUGCAAAUUCACUGUUUACAUGGGGCUAGGCUCUUUUCUUUAGAAAUUGUCAACAAAUUUGACAGUGGUUCUUUCUUCAAUUCCUUUUUAACUUCUAAUGAAAAAUCACAUUAUAUAACUAUGUAAUAAUCCAUACAAAAUCAAAAAAUUUGAAAUAGUUAAUACUGAAUCUUAUAUUUAAAAAAAAAAAAAGAAAAAGAAAUGAAUGGACUGGGCUUCGGUACAGUUUCUCACUUCUCAAAAAUUCGUUCCUUCCCUUCAGGGUUGAAGUGUUCUUGGAAUCUUGUCUCAGAAAAUGCACAGCUUGGUUGUAGUUCCUGACACAAAUGGUUUAAACAGUAGAUAUGAAUGUUAGUGACUUUGGUAACCUGAUUGCUUACUGUAUGUUGCUGAUAUGUCAUAUCUGGUAGCCAAACAGGUACUUAUUUUCCAUUUCUGUAUGUUGUUGUAUUAUCAAU
Molecule: messenger RNA, 6739 nt
Organism: Meleagris gallopavo (turkey)
Lineage: Eukaryota; Metazoa; Chordata; Aves; Galliformes; Phasianidae
Source: RefSeq, a predicted model, not a curated record